Molecule: messenger RNA, 1751 nt
Organism: Tripterygium wilfordii
Lineage: Eukaryota; Viridiplantae; Streptophyta; Magnoliopsida; Celastrales; Celastraceae
Product: interferon-related developmental regulator 1-like
Exons: 13
Coding region: 254-1582 (442 amino acids)
Source: RefSeq, a predicted model, not a curated record
UUCAUCUACUUGAGCUUCUCUAAUAUUUUUGUCUAGUCCUAUUUUUUUCUCUCCUCCUUAAAAACCUCCUAAAUAGAUUUUAAUGGCCGAAUCUGCAUUUGCUGGAACUACGUGUUGUUUGUGUUUCGUUGUUUCGUUUCAGUUUGUUUCUUUCGAUCGGUUUUCAAAGUCAUUGGUUUCUCUGAUUCCUAGACAACGUUGUUCCUGUUUUUGACACUCCUGUAACCAAGCAUCUGCCGCUGUCGCCGGUAACAUGGGGAAGCGUAGUUCGCAGAAGAAAAAUGCAGCUAUGUUAGAUAGCGACGAUGAUGAUAGUAGCAUUAGUUCAUCCUCGUCCAUUAGGUCAGAUCGAAUGUCGAUAUGGGGAGCUGAAGAGGUUCAGCCCGUUAAAGACAAUUUGUUGGACCAGGCACUUGAUGCUCUUUAUGAGAAGAGGGGUUCGACUAGAGAGAAGGCUUUGGCUGCAAUUAUUGAGGCUUUCAAUAGCAACAUGCAACAUGAGUUUGUGGAGAAAAAAUUUGCUACUUUGAUGCAUCAGUGUUUAAAUUGCAUUAAACGGGGGUCUAGCAAGGAGAUAUCAUUGGCAUGUCGUGUUAUUGGAUUAUUGGCUUUGACGGUGGGCUGUGGGGACGAUGUGCGUGAAAUCUUGGAAGAGUCAGUCACCCCUCUUUCACAGGCGCUUAAAUCUGGGUUUGAUUCCUUAAAAAUAGCAUCAGUAAUUGAGUGUUUGGCUGUUGUUACCUUUGUCGGUGGAAAUGAUCCUCAGGAAACAGAAAGAUCAAUGGAGAUCAUGUGGCAUGUAGUCCAUCCGAAACUGGGAUCUAAUGUAGUUGCUGUUAAACCUUCGCCAGCUGUGAUAACAGCGGUGGUCUCUGCUUGGGCAUUUCUUCUAACAACCAUGGAUGGAUUGACUCUUAGUUCCAAACACUGGCAAGAGGCAAUUUCCUACCUUUCCAGCCUUCUUGACAAGGACGAUCGAUCUGUACGCAUUGCUGCUGGUGAAGCAUUGGCUUUAAUUUUCGAAAUAGGAAGCUUGGAGAAAUUUACUUCUGAAAGUAAGAGUUCGAACGACAAUGCAGCACAAGGAGAGAACUCUAACCGUAUACAUGGCUUGAAGGGAAAAUUUCUUAAUCAAGUUCGCAAUCUUUCAGCCGAGGCAGCUGGAAAAGGUUCAGCCAAGAAAGAUCUCAACAGCCAGCGGAACUUGUUCAAGGAUAUUCAGGAGUUUCUCGAGGAUGGUUAUUGCCCUGAAACCUCAAUGAAAAUUGGUGGAGAUUCACUGGAGACAUCAACAUGGUCGAAACUUACACAGGUUUCUUUCUUGCUUUACUUUCUUGGUGGAGGGUUUAUCAAGCACAUGCAGGAUAAUGAAUUUCUUCAUGAUGUUUUUGGGUUCACACCAAAGAGUAAGCAACUUGCUGGUGGUGAACUUCGUAUGUCUGGUGGUGAAAAGAGACUGUACAAGUCACCUAAUUCCGUUCUCAACAAGGCAAGGACCCAGUUCUUGAACAAGCAACGGAUGUUAUCAAAGGACAAAAACAUUGGGCGUUAUGCUGUCAAUCGGGGGGACGAAGAAGUAUGAAAGUUGAAUAAAGAUAGCUCGUUGAUGUCAUUGUAUUUUUACAUUAUUAUUCUUACCACCAUGGCCAAGUAUUGAGCUUAUUAGGAGGCCUUUGAUAACCGGUUAUAUAUGAUUUUUUUUAUGUUAAUACUUUGUAACACAGUCCUGUUAAGUGUUUUUUUUUUAUAAA